CGCAAGCCACCUUCCGUGCAGCUUUGCUUCGCAAUAACUUUUUACUAAAUGACUAAAAGCAAAACUUUUUCUCAGAAACUGUAGCUUAUUUGAACGUCGGGAAAAUAACAGCAGGCUCACAGAUGUGCCUCGGAGUGCCUUAGCACAUUUACAAGAAUUAUAAAGUGAAUAGCAGCUGCUUUUGGACAUACUUGAAAGCAAUAUAUAAGUGCUAUCAAUCAGGGGACUAUAGUAUCGAUGUUGAAGUGAAGACGGGUUGGAGAUAUCGUCUCCCGCUGUAGCCUAACUAUGGGUCGAUAGUAUGGACUUACCCGACUCUGGAGAGGGACAGUGCGUCAAGGCUGAUCGGAAUUUACUUCUCCGCUAUUCUUGUGGAAUAAAAGUUCAUUGACAAACGGGAGGAUUAUUUACCGAGUUUCACUUAGAAGUUAGGUUUUGUUGUUUCGUGUGGAGGGAUGGCGGGACUAGUUGUGUUUAUUUUCCUGUGGGUGUUGACAUGGUUCGGGGAAGUUCGGUGUGCAUCAUACCCGCAGCGGUAUAAUCUCUACUCCGGACAGACCCAGGCGCUGCCACAGAACGGCGUCCGGGCGGCAAGCAGACACAGAAACUGGUGUGCAUAUGUGGUGAAGAAGACAGUGAGCUGUGUGGUGGAGGAUGGAGUGGAGACCUACGUGAAGCCUGACUACCACCCCUGCUCCUGGGGCACGCAGUGUUCCCGUAUGGUGACGUAUCGAACGUAUAUGAAGCCGCGGUACAAGGUGACCUACAAGAUGGUGACGGACAUGGAGUGGACGUGUUGCCAUGGUUACACCGGGGAUGACUGUAACGAAGGGCCGAGCGGAGGGUCGGGGACCCAGAUCGCCACAGCCAGACCCAAACCGUCCCGACCGGGACAGACCGGAACCAACACAGGUCAUGGAGGACAGAGUGGGGGAGACGGUGGGUGGCGAGGCGACAGCGACAAGAUGCGGCAGCUGGAGGACAAGAUCCAGAGCCUGACCAAGGACCUCCAUGACCUGCAGUCCACGCUAAGGGGCAUGAACGAACGCUUCCAGGAGGAGAUGCGCAAACCGGGCUUCAGCGGCGGUGGCGCCAAGACCCCAGCGGACGCGGCCCAGCCGGAAAUUAAGGACACCAUCCACAGCAUCCAGACCAAACUAGACCAGCUGGACAACCGGACCCAGGCCCACGACAAGACCCUGGUCAGCAUCAACAACCACCUGGUCAAUGGAAAUGGCGGCAGCGGGAAUGAUCUCGGGGGUGGGGGUGGUGCUGGCGGGUCCUCUGGAGGCACCGGAGGGAUUAGCGGCGGGAAACUCAACACGCUUAAAGAGGAGAUCCUGAGGGAGCUGGAGAGAAGGGUGUCUCUGUCCUGCUCUUCCUGCCAGUCGGGGGUGGAGGACCUGCGGAGGCAGCAGCAGGGGGACAGGGAGAGGAUCCGGGCGCUGGAGAAGCAGCUGAACUCCGUGGACGGACGAUAUCGCCAGAGCCUGGAUGGCCUGCGCCGCGAGGUGACACGCUCCCAGGGCUGCUGCGACUCUGUCACCGACCUCAAGAACAGGGUCACAGAUGCUGAGAGGACGAUCAGCUCCAUUUCAGAGAACUACGACGUCAUCCAGAACCGCCUAGAUAAGGAGCUAGGCAGUGGCGGCGGAGGUUUCGCAGGAGGUGGAGGUGGCUUUGGCCCUGGAGGUGAUGGCUUUGGCCCUGGAGGUGGCAGCGGGUUACCCAGGGCGAUAGAGGACAGGCUGGACGGUCGUCUGAGGGACCUUGAGAGGCGGGUGAACAGCACAAUGCAGCACACAGAGGAGAGCUGCGUCGUCAUAGAGAACGACCUGAAGGACUACUUCCACCGUGAGCUGGGCGACCUCCGGACCGUGUUCCUGGACCGUUUUGAUGACCAGGGAUACCGCAUCGGAGACAUAGAGCUAGACGUGGGCAUUGUAAAGGACCGCGUGUCGGACCACGACAAGAAGCUGACCCGCCUGGAGAACUCCACGGUGCUACUAGACAAGAGUCUGACUGACUCUGGAGGGGACGGAGGAAACGAUUAUGAGGGAGACUCUGUGAAGUCUAUCACCUGGAGGGUGGUGGCCAAUGAGGACGAGAUCCGCCGUUUCGACACGCGGAUCAAGGACCUGUCUGUCUCGGGCGACUCCCUCAUGGACAAAGUGGUGGACCUCAGCCACGACAUCCGCAAGAUCAAAGCCCUGACCGGAGACAACGGCGAGCACUUCAACCGCAUCAUCACAGAGAUCGAGACGCUGGGGCGCGGCAUGGACGACUGUGACAUCUGUGGAAGAGUGGAAGACGAGUUGAAGAAGCUGAAGAACCACACCCUGAACCACUGGGAGAAGGACAUCAACGCCAUCCGGAACCGGGUGGAUUCGGACCAAAGCUCCUGCUCCCAGGUGUGCUCCACACUACAGGAAGAGGUAGGGAAACUCCGGGAGGAGGUGGGGAAGUGUAGCGACCAGUGUAAGAUCCACCUGGAGACCCCAACAACAGGAGGUGGCACUGGAGGAGGAGGCCUGGAUGACCCUGAGAAGCCCCUGGACGGUCACAGUGUGAUCGGAGGCAUGUCCAACAACGGCCACCUCAAGUCCCUGCAUGGCGAACUGUCCGAGGUCAUCCUGACCUUCAGCUCCAUCAACGACACACUGAGGGGCCUGGAGCACACAGUGCAGAAACAUGGCAGCGUUAUCACCGACCUGGGCAACACCAAGGACAAGAUCAUCUCUGAGCUGGACAAGAUACAGCAGGAGGUGACUGAGCACAUCGAGAAGAGCCGCGACCGCUUCGACGGGGUGGAUCGCGAUGUGCGCCGCUUCGAGAGAACCCUAGUGGUGGAGGUGGGCGACUGCAAGCGAUCUGGCGAUGGCCUGGAGAAGAGGCUGUCCAAGAUGGAGGGCGUGUGCGGACGGCUGGACGGCGUCUCCAACUCGCUCCAGAGGAUCAAGGAGGGGCUGAACAAGCACGUGUCGGGCCUGUGGAACUGUGUGAACGGUCUGAACGCCACGGUCAUCUCCCAUGGAGGGUUCAUUGAGAACAUCCAGACCACUCAGCUGGAUGGGAUCCAUGGGAAGAUCAAGAACCUCAACUCCUCCGUCAGCCACAUCCUCAAGGAGUUCCAGAAUCUUUCGGAACAGGACCUGACUGGCCUGCCUGGUCCUCCAGGUCCCUCUGGGGAGAGAGGGUUUCAAGGGAUGCCUGGCGCUAACGGGCCCCAAGGCAGGGAUGGACCCCAGGGCAGGCAGGGAGAGAACGGGCCCAGAGGACCACCAGGCCUCAAAGGUGAACAAGGAAUGCCAGGUGCCGAUGCCAACGUGCCCAAACUGUCCUUCUCUGUUGCUCUCACCUACCCCAUGCUCAGCGCUGGCACCAUCGUCUUUGACAAGAUCUUUGUCAACGAGGGAGAGUUCUAUGACCCGCGGACAGGCAUCUUCACAGCGCCCAUUGAUGGCCGCUACUUCUUCAGUGCAAUCCUGACUGGCCACAAGAACGAGAAGAUUGAGGCGGUGCUGUCCAAGUCCAACUACGGCAUGGCCCGUGUGGACUCCGGGGGAUACCAGCCAGAGGGCCUGGAGAACAAGCCGGUAGCCGAGGCCAAGAUCACCCCUGGCUCCCUGGCCGUGUUCAACAUCAUCCUGCCCCUCCAGGCUGGAGACACAGUCUGCAUUGACCUGGUCAUGGGCAGGCUGGCCCACUCCGUAGAGCCUCUCACCAUCUUCAGUGGAAUGCUGCUGUAUGAACAGGUGUAAGCCAGCGGGACAGAACCCCCAUCUGGUUCUCCAUCUGGAACAUGAGAGAGGGAGAGGAAGGAAGAAACGGAGAGGGACGAGGAAAGGGAGAGAAGAGAGGGGUUGGGGUUGGUCCCCUCCUGGACUGUUUAGACUCACGGUUUGAAUUGACAACUGCUUUUCAAAGCAAAACGACCGGGCCAGAGAACGAGGUGGAAUGACUUUAUAACGACUUGUGAAACACGGGAACGAACGAGAACUAGGACACGACGACAACGACAGAAACGUGUUUCUCCCUCCGUGUGUUAUUUCUGGCCCUCUGAUGUUGUGAGACCAGGUGAAUUGCUUGAAUAAACACAGGAUAUACUAUAAACUGAG
Messenger RNA from Coregonus clupeaformis (lake whitefish), 4118 nucleotides. Its product is annotated as EMILIN-1. Lineage: Eukaryota; Metazoa; Chordata; Actinopteri; Salmoniformes; Salmonidae. Gene Ontology annotation, molecular function: protein binding. The record is from RefSeq and is a predicted model, not a curated record. The transcript is spliced from 9 exons. Bases 456 to 3761 code for a protein of 1101 amino acids.